AUGGAUUAUUCAUAUCUCAACCAAGCUGCUGCUUCAUUUGACUCAUCUUGUCUUCAAACAAUGGACCCAAGCGGACUAAACAUGCCUUGUUCAUAUGGCGAUAUAACUUCUUGUAAUCAAAUCUCUCAAGCUGCAUAUCGUUAUACAGCAGCAGCUGCAACAAUGGCAAGAUCUUAUAAUCCUGUUGGUGCUUCUGUUGGACCUGGUAAUGGCAUGUCGGCGUUACAUCAUUCUGGAACGCCAGUUUCUCAAUGUUCAGUUAUGGGGGCAAGGCAGGAUGUGCACAGAACUUCAAUGUUUCCUUCAUCGAUGAAUUUACAAUCUGGCCUUCCUUAUAAAGUUUACAGUGGACAUGACUCAGUGUUAAGUGAAAAGCGAAAGCAGCGUCGAAUACGAACCACUUUCACAUCAGCACAACUGAAAGAGCUUGAGCGAGCAUUUCAGGAAACACAUUAUCCUGAUAUUUAUACACGAGAGGAAAUUGCCAUGAAAAUCGAUUUAACAGAAGCGAGAGUUCAGGUAUGGUUUCAGAACCGUCGUGCCAAAUUUCGAAAACAGGAAAGACUCGCUCAGCAAAAGGUCAGCAAUUCCAACACUUCGAAUGAGACAAUUACACAUGUUAAAAGCGAGAGUAAGUCUACAACUCCAAAGGAAAGUAAACCUCCAGGUUCGCCUCUGUCUAACAUCUCUACAACACCCAAUUCGAGUGCAUCAUCUCACCAGUCGAACAGUGAUAUAAAGCCAAUCAAUGGAAAACUUUCUGUAGAUGCCGAUGUCUUAAAUCCUUCGAGCAACAAUAAUAACCACAAAUGGCCAACAUCU
This is a messenger RNA of Clunio marinus, 822 nucleotides long. The record is from the annotation of a GenBank genome assembly. Lineage: Eukaryota; Metazoa; Arthropoda; Insecta; Diptera; Chironomidae.